AUGGAUCAGCGGCCAACUAAUCAACGUGAUUCCAGUAGAAGCCAGAGGACUGCAGUCCUCUCCGUAAUCAAUGCGUGCGAUUUAGUAAUGUCGUUUGCCCAAGAGUUGACAAUCAAGGUCACAUACUUAGAAGCAGCAGCAGCUGUAGAACGGAUAGAAAGGAAAGAUGAGCUGAAGCCGAUUCGGCAGUCACCUCAUGAACUACCAGUGCCUGUUGCUGACUGUCAUCAACAUCGAAAAUGA
Necator americanus (New World hookworm) is the source of this 243-nucleotide messenger RNA. RefSeq lists its product as uncharacterized. The record is from RefSeq and is a predicted model, not a curated record. NCBI's taxonomy places the organism in Eukaryota, Metazoa, Nematoda, Chromadorea, Rhabditida, Ancylostomatidae. Bases 1 to 243 code for a protein of 80 amino acids. The transcript is spliced from 2 exons.